AUGAGUCGAUCCGGAUCAAAAUGUUCCCACGCAUCCUUGAUGGCUCCGAUUAUCGUCUCUACAGAGCUCAUUCACUCGAAGGGCAGAGCAGUCGAAGGCGUCAUCGAGGAAUGCCAUAGACUGCGAAAGGAAGUGUUCCAUCUAGAGCAGGUCCCGCUUUCCGUUCACUCAGCCUAUGCUGCUCCUCACCCACUUCCUCAGGGAUUCCCGCUUGACACUGAGUUUGACGAGGUGGAAGACUUGGCGACUCAUUUCUUGUUGCGCGUCACCGAAGAGGAUCCUGACACGUCGAUCCGCACCGUGAAAUCCGUCGGCACGAUCCGUGGAACGACGCCCGAGAUCUACCCCGCUAUCAAUCGGUACAAACUAUCUCGAUUGGUGGUGGACAAAGACUACAGGAAACACCGGUUCGGCCGCGUCCUUGUUGAGGAGCUGCACCGCUGGGUCCAAGAUGAUGCAAAGGCGGCGCAACGGCCCGCAGUCAUCGAAUGCCAUUCUCAGAUCCCUGCAAUGGGAUUCUACGCCAAAUUCGGAUACAUUCCAGAGGCAAGUCGCUUCCACGAAGAAUUUCAUUCCUGGGCUUAA
Molecule: messenger RNA, 585 nt
Organism: Mycena citricolor
Lineage: Eukaryota; Fungi; Basidiomycota; Agaricomycetes; Agaricales; Mycenaceae
Source: the annotation of a GenBank genome assembly